Plasmodium cynomolgi strain B is the source of this 1008-nucleotide messenger RNA. RefSeq names its product CYIR protein. The transcript is spliced from 2 exons. Lineage: Eukaryota; Apicomplexa; Aconoidasida; Haemosporida; Plasmodiidae. The record is from RefSeq and is a predicted model, not a curated record. Bases 1 to 1008 code for a protein of 335 amino acids.
AUGGAUAAUAAAGUACAACGUAGGGAUCGUUGUUAUCACUCCAUGCUUUGGAUAUUUGAUGAAAUAAGAAAAUUUAUGAGAUCUAAUUCGAAUAAUAUUAAUCUUUUGGAUGUUCUUAAUAAAUUUCAUUAUGUAGAAGAACGUAUUAUUGAAGAUAUAAAUAGGACAAGUGAUGAAAAUAAAUAUUUAUGCCGUUCCUAUUUUAUUUAUCAUGAUUUGGAAGAGUGGAAAAAUGUGAAAUAUUUGAAUGAUUAUAUAAAAAACUAUGAAAAAAUUAAACAAAAUGUAAUUUCUUCUACGACUAAUUGCGAAAAGUAUAGAAAAUACUUUGAAUUUAUUAAAAUAUUAUACGAAAGGCAUAAAGAGGAAUGUUGUGAAUAUUGGAACACAGAAUGCCAUAAAUAUUUUAGUUGUGACCCAUUUUAUGAUCCAAAUAAUCUCUUGCCUGCAUUAGAAAAUUGUAAAAAUGUAAAAUUCAAUCUAAUAUCAAGCGCAGAAGUUAAAUCUUUGUCUAAGGAUUCCACAAAACCAUUUAACAUGGAAGUUAAGAAUGUAAGAUGUGUUGCCUACAAGUAUGAAGAUUAUGGAUUUCUCUCUUGUUUUGACUCACCAUUAACCCAUAAUGUUACAAUUAAAGGAAUACCAAAAAAAUUAUAUCCAAUUAAGAAAGAUGAGGGAAAAAAGAAUAAUCAGAUGAGGACAACAGAUGUUAUCAUGGGAAUGCAAAACUCAAUGUGCAAUAUUACUCGUAAAGAAAAUAAUAUUGUAGAAUUGAGUUGCAGGAAGAUUUCUUCUAAUGAAAGUGUUAAUAAAGUUGAUGGUCAAAUAAGAGAAUUGAAUAAAAUGCCUAAAGAUGUGCACACAGGAGUGAAAAUAAAUAAUCCCGAUGAAACAUUAAUAUGGAAAGGAUUAAAACAUUCUAAAGAAGAAGCUUGCACUACUGAUUUAUUAGGAUUCUGUGUUGACCCCAAAAUUAUAAAUAAAAAUAAUGCUAGGGAAGAAAAAUAA